Messenger RNA from Pedinophyceae sp. YPF-701, 441 nucleotides. NCBI's taxonomy places the organism in Eukaryota, Viridiplantae, Chlorophyta, Pedinophyceae. The record is from the annotation of a GenBank genome assembly.
AUGAGGGCGUGUUGCCAGUGCCACCAGAGCACGCUGCGCGAAAUGCUGCCGCUGCCGGCCCUGCCGCGGCCGGACCGGCCCCCCCCGCAGCACCUCGCCCACCGUCUGCGUGAGCUGCUCGGCGCGUUGAGCGCCACAGCAGCGACGAUCGCGGCAGGGAACUUGACGAGCACGCCGGCGCACCGCUCGCGCGCCGCCGCGGCCUGCGUCGUGUUCGCGGUCGAGCCCGCCGUGACGCGCCCCGCAGAGGUCGGGAGCGCGGAGACGCCCGCGGCGCCCGCUUCUCGGAUCGUCGCGCUGUGUCUCGACCAGGUGGCAGCGCUGACACCGAUGGUGCGCGGCGCGGUGCGGGCUGCGACGGAGGCCGCAUGCGCCGUCGAGACCGAGAUCCUGCGCUCUGUGCUCGCCGCCGAGGGGCCUGCGGGGCGCCCGGCGGACUGA